Molecule: messenger RNA, 1077 nt
Organism: Phytophthora infestans T30-4
Lineage: Eukaryota; Oomycota; Peronosporomycetes; Peronosporales; Peronosporaceae
Exons: 2
Coding region: 1-1077 (358 amino acids)
Biological process (GO): lipid metabolic process
Source: RefSeq, a predicted model, not a curated record
AUGCGGCGUCGAGUGCGGGCUGGGCUACUAAGAGCGACGUUGAGCACCUCAAGACGGUUGGAUCUGGAUGAGAUUUUGGGCAAACGACUGCGUGCGACGGCCAAAGAGCUGUCCGUUGAGGUUCUGCCGGCGCUCAAGGUGUUAUCCGAGAGCCUGGGCCUGCUACGUCAGAGUCCUGCACUCAAGAACUGGAGCGCAUCUGAUUGGCUGGUCGGUCUCUCUGUCUUAGCACAGUACAAGACUCAGCAGCGAGCAGGCGGAAUCCAUAAUGAAGCCCAUAAAAAGCCGCUUGUCAUGGAUCAGGUGCUGCUUUCCAAUCUUCUGCGAUACGUGCGCGUGUGCGACGCCGUGUACGCGUCCUCGAUCGCUUCAUUUUGUGAAGAGGCUGGUGUAUCGCGGGAUAGAGUCCUGCGGGCGCACCCGGGUGGCGUCGUGUCUCCCAGGUGCAUCAUCCUAGCUGAUCACGAGCAUCACGAGCUCCUUCUGGUGGUGCGAGGCACCGCAUCGCUGUUGGAUUUCUGCACGGAUUUAUGUCUACAGAAUGAGUCGUUCCUAGAUGGACAGGGCCAUCGUGGCAUGGUGCACGCGACGACGUGGCUGGUGCGUCAUCUGCGCAGCGACCUGCAGAAGUUGUCGGAAAAGUAUCCGGAUUACAAGCUGGUAGCAACGGGUCACAGUCUUGGAGCGGCAGUCGCAGCUAUGAGCGCCUUGCAGCUAAAGGAGGACUUCCCGGAUAUUCAUUGUUAUGCUUUCGGUACACCGGCGUGCUUGACGCGAGAACUGGCGACGGGCAGUUAUGAUCUUGUCACUUCGGUCGUGAACGGGUAUGACUGUGUGCCCCGACUGCACCAGCACUCGCUUUUGAAGCUGCAGGACGAGAUCAGUCGCUUUGACUGGCGAACGGCGCUGAGACGCAUGGUGUCGGAGGAAAUGCGUAAGCAGAAACUUGCAGUGGAGGCACAGCAGCGUGCGAAGCUAGAGGAAAUCCAGACGGCGAUGAGGAAGAUGGACCACCUACAGUUGAAGCAGCGUACGAGCGAAGCCACCGCCAAGCUCAACGAGAUGAAAAAGGCAUGA